Messenger RNA from Ostrinia furnacalis (Asian corn borer), 1753 nucleotides. Its product is annotated as UNC93-like protein. The coding region runs from base 308 to 1753 and encodes 481 amino acids. The record is from RefSeq and is a predicted model, not a curated record. Lineage: Eukaryota; Metazoa; Arthropoda; Insecta; Lepidoptera; Crambidae. Gene Ontology annotation, cellular component: plasma membrane; striated muscle dense body. Gene Ontology annotation, biological process: regulation of potassium ion transport; regulation of muscle contraction. Gene Ontology annotation, molecular function: potassium channel regulator activity. The transcript has 11 exons.
GAACGCUCAGUCGAUCAGACGAGUUCAGACGCUGCGUGCGCGCAUAGUAUAGACGCAUGCGCGAAACGGUCCGCGCGCGGGUAAAAUCAAUUAGUUACCGUUAUUUUAACAAAUUCGGCUUUUGUUUUUACUCUAUUUAUGCAAAGCUUGAGUAGCAUUUCUGAGAGGAAUUAAAUGAACUACUUACAAUGAAUGCUGAUUUACUUUAGGAAGCCAAAACAGAAAAAUAAUUUGAUGCUUACACCAUUCCCAAAUUAACUCUUUCUUCGAGCAUCUUUUGUGAAGUGAUACUAGAUAAACAGUGAAAAUGACAGUGAAAGUGGAAAACCCGGUGGAAGGCGACUUCAAGCCGAAUGAGAGGUGGAGAAUCCUCAAGAAUGUGGUGGUCAUCAGCAUCGCUUUCAUGGUCCAGUUCACAGCAUAUAGCGGUGCGGCAAACCUCCAAAGUUCGAUCAACGCGGAAGCCGGUCUUGGUACUGCGUCUCUCGCUGCUGUUUACGCUGGCCUCAUCUUUUCUAACAUAUUUUUGCCAGUUCUAGUCAUAAAAUGGGUGGGCACAAAAUGGGCGAUCUCUCUAUCGUUCAUCGCGUAUAUGCCGUAUAUUGCUGCCCAGCUGUACCCUCGGUUCUGGACCCUGAUCCCAGCAGGUCUGAUGGUGGGCUUCGGAGGAGGACCGCUUUGGUGUGCCAAGUGCACCUAUUUGUCAGUGGUUUCCGAAGCCCAAAGCAAAAUUUCAAAUAUAUCCGCCGAUGUGUUGUUGACCCGGUUUUUUGGAUUAUUCUUUAUGAUAUUCCAAAUGAAUCAAGUGUGGGGUAACCUCAUUUCUUCUUUAGUACUGACAGCUGGUGACAACGAAGCAGCAGUGACUGCGGUGAAUGCGAGCAUGAUUCCGGAGCUAUGUGGCGCCAACUUCCUCCCGGCAGCUGAUGCUGGAGAGGCCCUGCGUCCUCAACCGCCUGAGAGGAUGCAGCUGAUGAUCGGUAUUUAUUUGGCGUGCAUGGCUGGCGCCGCCAUUAUCAUCGCCAUUGGAGUUGAUUCUAUGAAAAGGUACAAUACCGGUCGAUCGGCGACUGGAUCUGGUCUCUCGGGGAUGGCGUUACUGGCAGUCACCCUGAAGCUGCUGGUUGAGCCUAACCAGCUCAUGUUGGUGCUCCUCAACACCUUCGUGGGAUACCAGCAAGCGUUCUUUGGCGCUGACUUCAGUGCGGCGUUUAUAUCGUGUGCAGUCGGAACUGGGACAGUUGGCUUCGUGAUGAUGACCAUGGGGGUGGCUGAUGCCAUUGGCUGUGUCGUCACUGGAUAUAUUGCGAAGAUCACGGGUCGUGUGCCACUGAUGUGCUGUGCAGCGGUUCUUCACACGAUGCUCUUCACCACCAUGCUAGUGUGGAGGCCUCACGAGGGCCAGAGCCACAUCCUCUACAUCAUUGCUAUCCUCUGGGGUAUCUGCGACUCUGUGUGGCUCGUGCAGCUGAAUGCAUACUACGGCAUUCUGUUCCCCGGCAGAGAAGAGGCAGCUUUCGCGAAUUUCAGGCUCUGGGAAUCAGUCGGCUACAUCAUUGCUUACGUCAUCUCUCCCUACCUGAGGACCAGCGAGAAGACCUACCUCAUGUUCACCAUGAUGAUCGUGGGGGUCUCUAUGUACUUCACAGUGGAGUACAGGGAGAGAAGAGGAAAGAACGAACUGGAUAUGAAGAGUCGAGAACUAUGCUGUGAUAAAGGAUUGGAUAAUGCUGCGUAUAGAAGCGUAGAAUGA